This is a messenger RNA of Strongylocentrotus purpuratus (purple sea urchin), 1189 nucleotides long. RefSeq lists its product as uncharacterized. The coding region runs from base 36 to 533 and encodes 165 amino acids. Lineage: Eukaryota; Metazoa; Echinodermata; Echinoidea; Camarodonta; Strongylocentrotidae. The record is from RefSeq and is a predicted model, not a curated record. The transcript is spliced from 4 exons.
CAACAGCAAGAACAGCAGCAGCAACAUGCUUUUCAAUGCAUGCCGGUGCACAAACACCAUUGGUGUCAAGGCUAUCACCGACUGAUCUGGAAUCAGAAGGUAGCAGAAGUCAGAGCAGGCCUUGCAAGAGGAAAGCUCCUUCUACUCAGUCAAGAGCUCCACAGGAUGAUUCUGAAAUUCCAGAGAAGCAAUCAAGGAUUGAUCUAGAGUCAGAGAGAAUACUUGAUACACUAUCAAAACACGUGCCUCGUAAGAAUUACAUAACGCUAUGCAGACAUAUUGACAUUGGAUACGAUGAAGCUAUCAACAUCCUAGGCAAAUUCAAAGAAGAUUGCGAGGGAGCUACGAGGGAUUGCUUGGCAAAGUGGAAGACAAGGACUGGUGGUAAUAUGGCCAAGCUUGAGGAAAUCUUACAGGAUGCAGAGGUUGGAGAUUUAGCGAAGUAUAUAAACCAGGGUUCCGCGGAUGACAGUCUGGAUGUACGUCCAAGGAAGAGGAAGAGAAAGACAAACCGAGAGACUUCACCUCCUUGAUCUACAGAUGAAGAUGAUUGAACAAGAGAGGACAAACAAUGAGCCAUGUUUCUGAGGAUGAUGUUCUGGAUGGACGUUCAAGAUCGAGAAAGAUUAGAAGAAGACAAGUCGUCAGACCCCACUUUCUUGAUGGCUUUCAAAUUUAUUCUUUGACGUGUGCCAUUUUAUCAUGUUCAUAGGUUAAGCUCUGGGAGAGGCCAAAAAUAAAUUCUGAGUCGUCUUCAUUCUUCUUUUGUUGGUGUGGAAGAAUACCACAAAAAGAAAUAUACCCUGAAAACAUGGCUCAGUAAAUGUUUUCGUAGUGGAUAUAUGACAAUUAAUUUCUGUAAUAUCUGGACCUAAUUUCAUACCAAAUGUUUGGGUAGUCAUAUCUGAGAUCAUUCUAUGUGGCUUUCAAGCAAGACUAAGUCAAACAUGUACUUAUUGAAAUGAUGACCCCAUAACCUCACAAUACACAGUUUUAUGCAACAUUACUUUUCUAAUCACUUGCAGUCAAUUCCGUUGACUAUUCAAUCUUAUGAUAAGAACCCAACUUUAUCUGUAAGCGAUUGAAGUAGGUUGACGCAUAUCAUUAUGUUACAGAAAGAGAAUGAAAUUAAAUAUUUGUGAUGUGUGAAAUAUCUAUACAAGAUAUCUAUAGUGCAAUAAACAAGUCU